AUGAGCACGGAAUUUAUGCGGCAACUAGAUAUCCCUUUUAACGCGUCCGGCAUCUGCACGCCAACAAGCUCGAAGGAGGAUUUGCUCUUCAAAGGCACAUACAUGGUCCCAGAUAGCGAGGCACAUCUUGAGUGGAUGAGGGAUUUGUCUGUCCCAACCAUUCGCGGAUAUUUCAACCUAGGCCGGGCGUAUAUAUCUAUAUCCGGAUACCUCCGUGCCAUCAGUGAGGAAACAGAGCUUGUGGGGAAAGCCGAGGUUGUCUUCCAAGGACAGAUAGAUAAUGCGAGGUCGGAUCAACUGUUGCUGGGCAAGAAAAGGCCAGAGUGGAACGCUACGCUGGGGUUUUCUGUGCCUGCUGGUGGAGACGUUGCUUCGGUGGCGAUAUCUACCAAAUCGUGGAAGACGGAACUUCAGGGAUAG
Molecule: messenger RNA, 420 nt
Organism: Aspergillus oryzae RIB40
Lineage: Eukaryota; Fungi; Ascomycota; Eurotiomycetes; Eurotiales; Aspergillaceae
Exons: 2
Coding region: 1-420 (139 amino acids)
Source: RefSeq, a predicted model, not a curated record